AAUGAAUGCGCGGUUUCCUGUUUCACACGACAAGUAGCCGAAAAGAACCGAAGAGUGAAAUUCACACUUCACUCGCACACAGAAGAGACACAGUCCCGAACAUCACAAUGUUCCUGCACUUCCUGUCCUGCGUCAUCAUGGGUUUCACCCCCACGGCCGCCACCUUGCCGCCCACAGAGCCGCCCCUGAUACCCAAGCACCCCUUUGUUGCCGUAUGGAACGCUCGCACUGAAGAGUGUCAGCGUCUGGACAUCCCGCUGGACACUGCUGCCUUCCAGGCGGUGACCACGCCGGCCUCCGUUCCUGGCCAGUUCCUGACCAUGUUCUAUGAGGACCGGCUGGGCUUCUAUCCCAAGGUUGACCCGGCCAGGCAAACACGCCGCGCGGGCGGCGUCCCUCAAAACGGCAACCUGACGGCGCACCUGCUCAAGGCGAGGCGUCAAAUCGAGCGAUACAUAGCUGAGGACGAAUCCCCGGGCCUCGCCGUCAUCGACUGGGAAUCCUGGCGACCCCUUUGGGCCCAGAACUGGGGCGCCAAGCGGAUCUACCAAAAGCUGUCCAUCGCUAACACCCUACAAGCCUCCCCAUUCUUGUCCGUGAGGAAGAUCUCGCAGCUGGCCGUGGAUCAGUUCCAGAGGGCCGGGCGGGACUUCAUGGAGAGGACCAUCGAGCUCGGGGUGGGGGAGCGUCCGAGCCGCCGUUGGGGAUUCUACUUGUUCCCCAACUGCUACAACUACGAGUGGGACCGGCCCGACUACACGGGGAGGUGCUCUGCCAAGGCCCGCAAGCAAAACCAGGAGCUGAUGUGGCUCUGGGACCACAGCACUGCCCUCUUCCCGUCUGUCUACCUGCACCCCGCCCUGAGGGAUUCCCCCCAGGCAGCUCUCUAUGUGCGGUAUCGCGUCCGCGAGGCCCUGAGGGUGGCGGCCCUGCCCAAACGGCCGUACACCGUGCCCACCUACGUCUACUCCAGACCCCUGUAUCGAGGCCAGAACAGGAUAUUUGAGACCCCGGCGGACCUGGUGAGCACGGUGGGAGAGUCGGCCGCCCUGGGGGCCGCCGGCGUGGUCAUGUGGGGCGGAGGCAGAGACUACAAUGACAAGGCAUCCUGCCAGGCGCUUUCGGACUACCUGACGUCCACGCUCAACCCGUACCUAGCCAACGUGACGGCGGCAGCCAUGUUGUGCAGCCGCGCCCUGUGCCAGGGGCGCGGCCGCUGCGUCCGACGUACCUUCAACUCGUCCGUCUACCUCCACCUGGACGCCGGCCGCUUCGGCAUCCUGCGAGCCGACAGGAAGUAUGUGGCGGUGGGCCUCCCUUCCGCCCAAAACCUGGACGACUGGGCCCAAAAGUUCACGUGCCAGUGCUACGGCGGACAAGACUGCGAGCCGCAACUCACGCCGCCCGCCGGUAUCCAGGUCAUCAGGGUGUGAGGUGGCACCGCAGCGCCCAUUAACUGGUAGCCGGAGGAAUGAAACAGCACAGCAACACACUGUACAGUGGUACCGUGACGUACGAUUAUUCGUGCGAUGCCCGGCGUGUGGGCAAGGAGAGCCGCAGUCACCGUUUGUUGAAUGCCAUAAAAUGCAAAAUGAGAACCGUCACAAGGAGUGACCUGAUGUCACACACCUGGCCACGCCCUUUUUUAGGCAAGCGUCCAACACACGAAUCCAAAGUGAACUGAGGAGCUUCAUUCAGACAGCAGUAGCCCUUUACUGCCAUCCGGUGGCGUAUUGGUGCCAGGGAACUAUGUUGAAUUGAGUUAAGGGGUUUCAUUUCGACAAACAUAAAAGCUUUGCUGCCAUCUUGCGGCAUUGGUAGAUCAUUUUAAACAUUGCUGUUUUUGGCGAUUUGCGGCAAGACUCGGUGGUGGGAGUUCAAAUUUAUAAAACCGAUUAUUUCUUUACAUUCUGUUAUGUUUUACAAUGACAUUUUUUUUGUUCAUUUUGAACAUGUAACAAAAAAUGGGGACGUUUUUUGGGGGGGGGCUGGAAUUGCUUAAUGGCUUUUUAAAUUAAUUCCAAUGGGAAAAUGUAUUUGAUAAACAUGCAAAUUGAGUUACAAGCUAGGCCAUGGAAUGAAUUACACUCGUAAG
Messenger RNA from Phycodurus eques (leafy seadragon), 2095 nucleotides. Its product is annotated as hyaluronidase PH-20-like. Lineage: Eukaryota; Metazoa; Chordata; Actinopteri; Syngnathiformes; Syngnathidae. The transcript has 5 exons. The record is from RefSeq and is a predicted model, not a curated record. Gene Ontology annotation, cellular component: acrosomal vesicle. Gene Ontology annotation, biological process: hyaluronan catabolic process; carbohydrate metabolic process. Bases 6 to 1433 code for a protein of 475 amino acids. Gene Ontology annotation, molecular function: hyalurononglucosaminidase activity.